AUGCCCUCCGAGGCCGCAACAGCAGCAAUCCUGGGCGGAUUCGCCGUCGCAAGCGUCUUUGCCGGCUUGCUCUUUGCCAAACUCUUAUACUACUGCAUCGAGACAAGACCAGAGAAGGCCAGACAGAGGAGAGAGCAGAAGGAUCUCGAGGCGCAGAGGGUCGCCAGACAGAGGACGGUGUGGAGCAGUCGAGCUGGAAAUUUGAACACGGUGACGGGUCACCAGAAGACUACGAGUACAUAUCAGCCUGCUACCGUUGAAGCACAGAGGCAAUCGAUAGAGGUCGCACGGGAGGCUGCUGAGAAACUUGCGAAGGAGGUCUCGGGAGAGGAUGAGGGGAAGUUUAGGAGGUGGGUAUGGAAGGUUACUGGGCGGUGA
Molecule: messenger RNA, 378 nt
Organism: Fulvia fulva
Lineage: Eukaryota; Fungi; Ascomycota; Dothideomycetes; Mycosphaerellales; Mycosphaerellaceae
Exons: 1
Coding region: 1-378 (125 amino acids)
Source: RefSeq, a predicted model, not a curated record